GUGAGUGAACGCACAUGUACACGGUCACUCUGCCUAGUCUUUCUAUUGGAAAACGGGUUCAUAGGCGUCGCCUGAUGGUCGAAAUAGAAACAACUUAAGUUGUUGCUGAACUGUUUGGCUUGUAUCAGCCUUCCAUGCAAAAUUACACGUGCACUAUUUUUUUUCUUCUUUGCUUUGCAGCAGACAGUAAUGUUAUGUUUAUUACUAAUAUAUGGUUCCUUGUUAUUAUGUAAGACCAAGGAAGAUAGCUUUUCACUUCGUUUCAUAAAGAAAAAAAAAAUUCCCUCAGCAUGAUUACUUUAGUAACAGUUUUACUUUUUGAGUGGCCUACCCCUAUUCCCAGUCAUUUUGUAUUCUCCUAGCUGAUUUGUACUAGAUUAAGUAAAAUGCAUGAGGAUUUUAAGCAAAGUUCAAGGUGAUCUAUUUUCUCUCUACAGGAUCACAGGUUUGGACAUCUGGAAGGCUCACAAUGGAGCGUGCUGACCUGUUCAGCUGUCCAGCAAGUGGAUACUAGUGGUGGAAAUGUUUCAAUCACAAUAAUAAUCAUCAAUAAUAAAUCUAAAAUUAUUAGGUGAAAAAAAAAGUGGGGAGUUGUUAUGAAGUGAAGGGAGGAGCUGAAUGAUCGGUUGGCCAUCUUUGUAGAAGAAUCAUGUUAACCCUUGUGUGUCGUGUUUACCCUUCGUGUGUGUGUGUGUGUGCGUGCGUGCGUGCGUGUGUGUAGGUGUGUGUGUGUGUGUGGGCAUGCGUGUUUGCCUGCUUAUGUAUGUUUGGAAAUCUCACCUUUUCAGGACAUAGAACUGUACCCAUCAUCACUCAUGCAAACCCAGGGACGUACAGAGCCCAAAAUUCAGCCCGGAAAUUUGAGAUUGGGAGGCCCCCUGUGUGCAUGACCAAAAAACGAACUUUUUUUGUUCCUCCUGCUGUGCAGCGAAGCCCCGAAUACUAAUCACUGAGCGGUGACCAUGAUUUUGGGUCUCAUCAUUUUUGUUGGGAAACACUGUUAUGCAUAAUACAUUUGCCUACCCAGAACUGUUGCCUGACACACUGCAUACCGGUUAUUACUGGUUCCUAUACAAAUACACACACACACACACACACACACACACUCUUGGAGGGUUUAUGCAUUCUUAUGUCCUGGAUGUGUUGGCAGGCGGCGGCGUGGACAGGUGGCAGGCAGUGCACAGAACAGGCGGCUGGCUUGGUGGCAGGAAUGACGUGGGACAGAAACACAGGGGAGCACUGGGAACGAGGACUUAAGUGUCUUACUUGAGUAAGGUGGGCCGUGGUACCGCUUGGAGAAGCUGAAAUACUUUGGCGAGGAUUUCCUGGCACAGGCAGGCUUAAAUACCAGUGGUAAUGAGGCUGAUUGGAGACAGGUCCUGAAAAGAGACAGGGGAGGGGGGAGCGAGAGGAUGCAAAGCGCCCUCCAGGCUACUAUAAUGGAACUGCAGGGCAGUAUAUGACAGUACUAAUACCAAAUAAUUUGCAUAACAAAUUCAUGGUCUGCUAGGUCUUACUUUCCCAUUUUCCCACUGUGGCCACCUGUAGUCGUGCUGCUGGAUCCUUCCUCCACUAAAGAGAUCUGUCAGCUUUGCACAUUUGGUUCACCUUGCUCAAAUAUAUAUAUAUAUUUUUUCCCAUCUCAUUUUUUUCUGCACGACCCAUUUCCUUCCCACCUGCCUUCUUUCUUUUCAACACGCUAUCAUUUAGCAAGUUGCUGAGAAAUGAAAUUUAAAUGAGCCUGAGCCAAUCAGAUCUCAGAAAAAGUGAGGACAAAUCCAGAGUGGUUUGGGGGGAGGGGGUGAAGACGACACCGCUGCUAAAUUGUUGGCCACAACAACAGCAAAGUUCCGAUGAAGUCACGAAUCCAUCCAUUUCCUGAGCCGCUUCUCCUCACGAGGGUCGCGGGCGUGCUGGAGCCUAUCCCAGCUAUCUUCGGGCAGGAAGCGGGGUACAUCCUGAACUGGUUGCCAGCCAAUCGCAGGGCACAUACAAACAAACAACCAUUCACUCACAGUCACACCUACGGGCAAUUUAGAGUCUCUAAUUAAUGCAUGUUUUUGGGAUGUGGGAGGAAACCGGAGUGCCCGGAGAAAACCCACGCAGGCACGGGGAGAACAUGCAAACUCCACACAGGCGGGGCCGGGGAUCGAACCCCGGUCCUCAGAACUGUGAGGCUGACGCUCUAACCAGUCGCCGACCGUGCCGCCAAGUCACAAAUAAUAAAUCAUAAAAAUAUGCUUCAGCCUUGAGGCUAUAAUCCUUACAGGUACUUCGGCCGGUGGCCAGGCCACUCAGCCAGCCGUGUGUAUGCAGCAGCGGAAGCACCUUGGUGUGCGCGACGCGUGCAGCAGGGACGCUCAUGCACGGCUUUCUUGACAAUAGACAGGGGGAAGGCUGGAACGGAUUAUUGGCAUUUCCUAUAAUUUCAAUGGAAAGAAAAUAGAGAUACGACUGUUUCGAGUUACGAGCGUGGUCAUGGAACGAAUUAAACUCGUAUCUCAAGGCACCACUACAUGUUUGUUUUUGUGUGUUGACAUUGAUCUCCAGUGAUUUGACAUCAAUAAAUACACAACAGUGACAGUGUGACAAUGUCAGUGUGAGUUAUUCAUCCACCAACAUUCAUCAUGACAGCGAGAGUUCUUCUGUUGGGACUUGUGCUCAUCUGUGUGGUUGCAGACACAGAGGCAUUCCCACUAAAGCCAUACUGUUGUAAAAUAGAUGGGCCAAUAGUUUGCACCACAAUUUACAACCCUGUGUGCGGUACUGAUGGAAAAACUUACUCCAGCGAGUGUAUUCUCUGUGUCUACAACCAGUCAAUAAACAUGCCAGUUUGGAUUGCCUACAAAGGAGCCUGCUCUCCUGCUUAGCUGCCCAGCAAGUGGAUAUCAACAGUGGAAAUGUUUCAACCACAAUAAUCAUCAUGAAUAAUAAAUGUCUUUGGACAAAUCUGAUAAUUUUUGGGGGUCUCUGGCCCUCCUCCAUCCAAGUCAAAACUUGCCUGAUGUCACCGUCACUCCAUUGGAACUCCCUGACAUUGGAACCAUUGUGUGACAGAGUGUCAAUUAAGGCCCAGUCUACACUAGCCUGGGUGUCAGAUGAUAAAUGUUGAUUUGGCCUGGAACUAGGGUCUGCCCAGAUUCUGUAGCGAAGGUGGUAGUCUGUAUGGUGCACAUGGUGCCAGUGGUGUCAACUGUAUCCGUUUGGGUACGAACCGAACAGGAGUCAAGAAUAGUGUCUGGAGCUGUUACUGCCAUAUCAUCCUUGUGACCUUGCGGCAGAAAAGCUACCAGUCGGGACUCAGAGCCAACCACCAGAAGUUCUCAUCGCACCUCAGUGUGGCAAUAGGCCAGCAGUGGUGGUGUCAUGGGUCCCCUCGCUUUCCUGUCCUCCUUGAGAUCUGCGCUGAAGAGAAGGGCCUCUCGUACUGUCGCCAAUCAAGAAGUCCAUGGAAGUGGACCUGCAGCCAAAACAACCACAUUUGCAGUGACAGCGAACUUCCUGGCCCUGUUUAUUACACUCAACUGUUCCAUGAACUCCAUGAUCCUUCACCCUGCUGCUUCCCCCCCACCCCCUCCCCGUCGUGCAAUACACUCACAUCAACUCUUCCAUUAAUAAUAAUGUACUGUACAUGGGCGGCACAUAUUCUGGCUCCAGACUUCCUGUGCCACCAUAGGAAACAUCCAUCCAUCCAUUCAUUUUCCGUACCACUUAUCCUCACUAGGGUCGCGGGCGAGCUGAAGCCUAGCCCAGCUAUCUUCGAAUGACAGGCGGGGUACACCCUGAACGGGUUGCCAGCCAAUUGCAGGGCACAUAACCGUACACCGUACCGGCAAGUAGGAAACAGACAAAAGGAAAAAUACCUGAAUAAGAAUUUCCCCAUGUUAUUAAGGAAGAAGGCGCUUCUUCAAUAAGGAACUGUAAUCCACCUCCCCUUUAUCUUCUUAGUUAAAGUUAAUUAGAAAUAACCUGUUAUCAUGUUUAUUUAGUGUUUUGUUUCUUUGUAAUAAUGUGUUCAUUUAUUUAUAUAUUGCACUUUAUAUAUUUCUUAACCACACGCUGAUAGUAAAAAUUUAAGUAUAAUUUCAUUUUGGGGCUGGGAUGGAUUAAUUGCAUUUUCAUUCAUUUCAAAUGGAAAUAUUACCUUGGUUUAAGAACGUGACAAACAGGGUCAUGGAAUAAAUAAAAUUUGUAACCUUAGGUUUAACUGUACACUGUAACCAUAUUAGAACUUAAUCUCAGUGUGAUGCUGUGCAAGGCACGCAAUAAACAAAAAUGAUCUACAAGAGGUUAAAUAUUUUUUGUGUGCAUGUUUACUGUCUGAGUGUGUGUUUUUGUGCAUUGACAUUGAGCUCCAGUGAUUUGACAUCAGUAAAUACACAAAACUGACAGUGUGACAAUGUCAGUGUGAGUUAUUCUUUCACCAACAUUCAUCAUGACUGCGAGAGUUACUGAUGGAAACACUUCCGCCAACGUGUGUGCUCUCUGUGCCCACAACCAGUGAGUACACGCAACCUCACGCAACACACAUGAACACUCGCAUGCACGCGUUCACGUUGCAUGUCUGCAAGUCUUUCCGUUGGAAAGUGGUUCACAGAUGUCACCUGGUGGCCAAAAUAGAAACAACUACAGUUCUGAUUCUGAACUCUGAUUGGUUGGUAACAGCCUCCCACACAAAAUUAAAC
This is a messenger RNA of Phyllopteryx taeniolatus (common seadragon), 4685 nucleotides long. Its product is annotated as serine protease inhibitor Kazal-type 1-like. Gene Ontology annotation, molecular function: serine-type endopeptidase inhibitor activity; protein binding. The record is from RefSeq and is a predicted model, not a curated record. The transcript has 9 exons. The coding region runs from base 2628 to 2870 and encodes 80 amino acids. NCBI's taxonomy places the organism in Eukaryota, Metazoa, Chordata, Actinopteri, Syngnathiformes, Syngnathidae.